This is a messenger RNA of Trichoplusia ni (cabbage looper), 2907 nucleotides long. It is a transcript of the gene aop, whose product is annotated as ets DNA-binding protein pokkuri. Gene Ontology annotation, molecular function: sequence-specific DNA binding; DNA-binding transcription factor activity, RNA polymerase II-specific. Gene Ontology annotation, cellular component: nucleus. The coding region runs from base 270 to 1688 and encodes 472 amino acids. NCBI's taxonomy places the organism in Eukaryota, Metazoa, Arthropoda, Insecta, Lepidoptera, Noctuidae. Gene Ontology annotation, biological process: cell differentiation; regulation of transcription by RNA polymerase II. The record is from RefSeq and is a predicted model, not a curated record. The transcript has 5 exons.
CACCGCAUCAUCAGUCCGCGUUGGAGAGUUGCCCGCGACGCUUGUCUGCGAGCUCGAUCCCUCAGAUACGCUGCUGGUUUACGGCGUGCCGUAACACGACACGUUUGGAGGGACCGCCGCUGCUUCGCGUGUGCCUGGUGCUCUGUGAACACUGGAUUCUGUGCUACUUGUGUUGUGACGAUGUACAUGUGCUGAUUUGUCCAGUUACCGUCUACCUAUAGGAUUUUGACGACGCAACCAGUUCCGGAUCAGCUCAGCCGAAAAUCAACAUGAAAGUUGUUAGUCUUCAACUGCCUUCCGGGCCAAGCAUGGAGCGGUUACCGCUACCGUUUAGCCCUACGGAGUUGCUCUGGCGGUAUCCCCUGCCAUGGGCACCGCCGCCUCCUUCCCCCCUCGGUGAUGCAAAGGCUCAACUGCCAGCAGGUCUACCUCCAGAACCAAGAUUAUGGACAAGAGAAGACGUUUCGGUUUUCCUUAAAUGGUGCGAGCGUGAAUUCGACUUGCCCAACUUCGAUAUGGAUCUCUUCCAGAUGAAUGGAAAGGCCUUAUGCCUCCUAACAAAAACAGACUUGGGGGAGCGUUGCCCAGGCGCUGGCGACGUACUACAUAAUGUGCUACAAAUGUUAGUCCGUGAUGCAGCACUACUGGGAAGAGUCCCCUCAUCUCCGGUGACGCCAACUGCGCGCGCUGCACCUUACCCACCUUCCCCACAUUCACACCCGCCCACACCGACCUGGGCGGUCGACAGUUUCCAUCACUUCCAUAGUGCUGCGGCUGCGGCUGCUCAGCAACCUAACUCUGUGACGUUAAGUCCGGCUCCAUCAGUAGACAGUUCAGGAAGCCCUCAAAGAGGAGACGCAGUUAACUAUGCGCCAAAUUAUGCGCCGUCUAUGCCUGCAACCACCCAAGCCGCUAGUUCAGGAAGCAAUCAUUCCGACUCUGAUGAAGAACCCCAAUUUGCACCACAGCCACGAUCGCCAAAGGAAACUCCGCUGACAAAUUCUGCACCGCAACCACACCCAGCGCCACAGCAUUCCCAUUACCGUGCUCAACACAGAGAAUUCUUCCCGAACGAUAUGCCUGAAUCUAAUACAAAUGGAAGAUUACUUUGGGACUUCUUACAACAGCUAUUGAAUGACCCGUCUCAGCGGUACACCAACUACAUUGCCUGGAAGAACCGAGACACGGGAGUCUUUAAAAUUGUAGACCCUGCUGGGUUAGCCAAACUUUGGGGAAUCCAAAAGAAUCAUCUUUCAAUGAACUACGACAAAAUGUCACGCGCAUUACGGUACUACUACCGUGUUAACAUUCUGCGGAAGGUGCAGGGUGAAAGACAUUGCUACCAAUUUUUGAGAAACCCAACUGAACUGAAAAACAUUAAGAAUAUUUCACUACUACGACAGCAAAUGAGUCCAACGAGAGUUGUACCUCAAGCUGUUGUAAAAACUGAGAUGAAAGAGGAGCGUUGCGAGGAAGAACCCAUCGACGAAGAUAUGCCAACUGAUUUGAGUAUGGCAGCGUCGGAGCCAUGGCGAAAGCGUGCGCGGCCGGACCCCGCACCCGCCCCGCCGCCGCAUGACAAACAUCACAUCAGCGCUCUCAUCGGGGACAACAUGAUGAUGAAACGGGAAUCGGAAUACAAUGAUCAUUACGCAUUAAACCUCAAAAGUGAAAAAUGUGAACAAUGAUUACGAAGGACUAAAACGUGGGACACUUAUUAGUGCGAUGCGCAUAUUUUCUGCAUAUUAUUGAAUAUGCAUUCAGCUCCACCCACUAAAAUUCUAGUCAAAUUCCUCUCAGAAAGGAUAUUUAAGUCUUCCUCUAAAAUAUUAACGUACUUGAUGAACAAUCACUGAGAGUACUUUGACAGAUUUAGAACGGUCAUUGGAGUUUAACAGGGUAUGGACCUUAAUUAUGCCUUUGUGCCAAGUGAUUUUUAUACCUAAUAGUGUCAAUUAUCUAAUAGUUAGCAAAAAGGGACUAGAGUUUAUUUGUGUUAAAGUCAUAGGAAUUAUUUCAAGAUUUGUGCAAUGGAACUAUUAUUUGUGUAACUGUCGACUGAGAUCUUGAAGUUACAGAUAAGAUCGUUGCCAAAACUCAGUAUCUAUCCAUACUAUAUGUUGUGUGUCGUUCGCACUCGAUUAAUGCAUUUGCGUAAUUUAAUUAGUUUUAUGAGUGUUUUAUAUUUUUUGUUUUGAUUUGCUAAAAAGAGAGGAUAUAUCCAAUCCCACGAUCUAAAGGGUUAAGAAUUGAAAAAAAAAAACAUUUAUUGUAACGUCUUCCAUUCGUUCUUUUUGGCAAACCUUCAAUUGUAGCAUGUGAAAUGUAGUAACUAUGACAUCUACCACGUAAUGCGAACUUAUUAUUAUAUUUGGCAGCUUUGAAAAAUUAAGUUUCGUUGGCUUUGAUUUUUUAAAUAUUACUAUCUAUGUAUAAAAACUAAAAGACAAUAAUUUGUCACCAAUUUUUCGAAUAUGCCUUGAAUUCAAUAAAACACACCCACUGUGAUAAAAAUAAAAGUGGUAGACAUGUAGUGCUGUAGGGACUUUACUCAAAGAUUUCCAGCUACAAUUUUCUGUGAUCUCUUUUAUCAAUGUAGGUAGUUAGAUGUUAUAGAGUAAAGAUUAUGUCUUUGUAAAUAUUAAUUAAGUGAUAAUUAAGCUAGAAUUAGGAACUGACUGUAAAGAGAGUGUAUGUAUGAUUUGUAAAACAAAAAGUGGAGCUUUAUUAAAGUACCUAGUAUAUCCGUAAGUUUGAUUAAAACUGAGUUUGUAUUUUUACAAUAAUUUGUAUUUGGCAUGGAUGCCAGAAUUUCCAGCGUGUACACAAUACAAUCUUGAAGUUUCACAUUAAAAUAUUGUGUCAGAUUAUUAUAACUUAAAAUAAAUGAGAAAUAUUAUGUCUAUA